AUGAGGCAAAACUUCAUAGCCCAGUUUGUUCAACUUAUGAAGGAUUGGUUGUAUGAAAUGCGGGCAGGCGGUGUUGUGGAGAAGAAUAGGGCCCUUGCUAUUGAUCAGUGCCCAGCUGAUCAGUUCGACAGCUUAGACAAGCAUACACAAUGGGGAAUUGACUUCUUGGAAAGAUAUGCCAAAUUUGUUAAAGAGAGGAUAGAAAUUGAACAGAACUAUGCGAAACAAUUGAGAAAUCUGGUUAAGAAGUACUGUCCCAAACGUUCCUCCAAAGAUGAAGAGCCAAGGUUUACUUCGUGUAUAGCCUUUUUUAACAUCCUUAACGAGUUAAAUGACUAUGCAGGACAGCGAGAAGUAGUAGCAGAAGAAAUGGCCCACAGAGUUUAUGGUGAAUUAAUGAGAUAUGCUCAUGAUCUGAAAACUGAAAGAAAAAUGCAUCUUCAAGAGGGACGAAAAGCUCAGCAAUACCUCGACAUGUGUUGGAAACAGAUGGAUAAUAGUAAAAAGAAAUUUGAAAGAGAAUGUAGAGAGGCAGAGAAGGCACAACAGAGUUACGAAAGAUUGGAUAAUGACACUAAUGCAACCAAGGCAGAUGUUGAAAAGGCUAAACAGCAGUUGAAUCUACGUACGCAUAUGGCUGAUGAAAAUAAGAACGAAUAUGCUGCACAAUUACAAAACUUUAAUGGAGAACAGCACAAACAUUUCUACGUAGUGAUUCCUCAGAUUUACAAGCAACUGCAAGAAAUGGAUGAACGAAGGACUGUUAAACUUAGUGAGUGUUACAGAGGAUUUGCAGACUCAGAACGGAAAGUUAUUCCUAUCAUUUCAAAGUGUUUGGAAGGAAUGAUUCUUGCAGCAAAAUCAGUUGACGAAAGAAGAGACUCUCAGAUGGUAGUGGACUCCUUUAAGUCCGGAUUUGAACCUCCCGGAGACUUUCCAUUUGAAGAUUAUAGUCAGCAUAUUUAUAGAACCAUUUCUGAUGGGACUAUCAGUGCAUCCAAACAGGAAAGUGGAAAGGUGGAUGCCAAAACCACAGUAGGAAAGGCCAAGGGCAAGUUGUGGCUCUUUGGAAAGAAGCCAAAGCCACAAUCCCCACCCUUAACCCCUACUAGUUUAUUCACAUCCAGUACUCCUAAUGGGUCCCAGUUUCUCACAUUCUCCAUUGAGCCCGUGCAUUAUUGUAUGAAUGAAAUAAAAACAGGGAAGCCCAGAAUUCCUUCUUUCAGAAGUCUCAAAAGAGGGUGGUCGGUGAAGAUGGGCCCAGCACUAGAAGAUUUCAGUCAUCUGCCACCAGAACAGAGACGUAAAAAACUACAGCAGCGCAUUGAUGAACUUAACAGAGAACUACAGAAAGAAUCAGAUCAAAAAGAAGCACUCAACAAAAUGAAAGAUGUAUAUGAGAAGAAUCCACAAAUGGGGGACCCAGGGAGUUUGCAGCCUAAAUUAGCAGAGACCAUGAAUAAUAUUGAUCGCCUGCGAAUGGAAAUCCACAAGAAUGAGGCUUGGCUCUCUGAAGUUGAAGGCAAAACAGGUGGAAGAGGAGACAGAAGACAUAGCAGUGACAUAAAUCAUCUUGUAACACAGGGACGAGAAAGUCCUGAGGGAAGUUACACCGAUGAUGCAAACCAGGAAGUUCGUGGACCGCCCCAACAGCAUGGCCACCACAGUGAGUUUGAUGAUGAGUUUGAAGAUGAUGAUCCCUUGCCUGCUAUUGGACACUGCAAAGCUAUCUACCCUUUUGAUGGACAUAAUGAAGGCACUCUGGCAAUGAAAGAAGGCGAAGUUCUGUACAUUAUUGAGGAGGACAAGGGUGAUGGAUGGACAAGAGCUCGGAGACAGAACGGUGAAGAAGGCUACGUUCCCACAUCAUACAUAGAUGUAACUCUAGAGAAAAACAGUAAAGGUUCCUGAAGAGGGUUUCUGAGGAAAUGGGCAAGAUGUUGAAGGAGGUUACAUGCAGCUGCUUUUGGGGGGGGAGGUGUUAGAAUUGUCAGGCUCAGAGAGAGUGAGAGAAGCAAGUUGCAUGAGUGCAUGCAGACAUGAUUAUUCUUUACUAACUUCAUUAGCAUUUCCAUGUGUUGUUUUAAAAAAUCAUUGUAAUACCAACCCUUAAAUUUGUCAUUUAUAGUUAUUCAUAUAAAG
Budorcas taxicolor (takin) is the source of this 2142-nucleotide messenger RNA. It is a transcript of the gene FNBP1L, whose product is annotated as formin binding protein 1 like. The transcript has 17 exons. Gene Ontology annotation, molecular function: protein binding. NCBI's taxonomy places the organism in Eukaryota, Metazoa, Chordata, Mammalia, Artiodactyla, Bovidae. The coding region runs from base 1 to 1911 and encodes 636 amino acids. The record is from RefSeq and is a predicted model, not a curated record. Gene Ontology annotation, biological process: signal transduction.